Bacillus rossius redtenbacheri is the source of this 2344-nucleotide messenger RNA. Its product is annotated as receptor-type tyrosine-protein phosphatase F-like. The record is from RefSeq and is a predicted model, not a curated record. Gene Ontology annotation, molecular function: protein binding. NCBI's taxonomy places the organism in Eukaryota, Metazoa, Arthropoda, Insecta, Phasmatodea, Bacillidae. The transcript has 9 exons. Bases 70 to 2001 code for a protein of 643 amino acids.
GAGUGAGUGAGUGAGUGAGUGGUCCGCGCGCAGAGAGGCGCCACUCACCCAGACCCGGUCCAGGACGCCAUGGCGAGUGGCAGGGGCUGCGCACGGCUUUGGCUGCUCCCUCUGGCGGUUGCAGGCUGGCUCGGAGUUGCAGGCGUCGUGGCGAGCGAGUGCCAAGCUGGCUACGGCGUGGAGAACCUGCAGGUGCCGGCGGUGGGUCCCGGCUGGGCGCUGCUGCAGUGGCAGCACUCCCCGCUGACGGCGCAGUGCGUGGACAGCUACACGGUGAGCUCUUGCGCGCUGCCCUCGCGCUGGUCUCCCCACUGCGGCCCGGAGUACUCCGAGUCCCUGCCCGUGGCCGCCGCCUCGCACAACGUGACCGGGCUGCAGGCCUGCGCCUUCCACCGGGUCGCGGUGACCGCCGAGGGCAAGGACGGCUCGUCGGCCCCCGUCGCCGACGUCAUCGUCACCCCGUCCGAGGGUCUGGGACCCGUGCAGAACCUUGAUGUGUCGGUGGCGGACGAGCACCUAGCCGUGAUCUGGGACGCGCCGGUGGACUCCGAGGCUUGCACGGCUGGCUACCAGGUGUGCUGGUCACCACCAGGGGAUCCCGGGACCUGCUCCUGGACCCAGCUGAACCUCUGGGUGAGCGGGGAGGACGUGGCGGUGCAUCCCUGCACCCUCUACAACGUCAGCGUGAGGGCCGUUGAUGUGUCCAACACCACCUCGCCAGAGGCGACAACUUUGUACCAUGCAGGCGCGGACAGAGUGCGCAACCUCACCGCCAGCGAGGUUACGCCACACUCCUUCCUUGUCAGCUGGGACCCCUCGCCAGCUUCAGUGUCGUGCCUGGAGGGACACACGGUCGCCUGGUGCUCCGUCGACCACCGCAGCGGCCUCUGCCUCGAGCCAGUCGCGGCCCUGAACCUCACAGCGGGCGUCACGCAGUACAACGUCACCGGGCUGCGGCCAUGUCACCAGCACCACGUCACCGUGACGGCGAGGAGCAGCGACGGCUCAGAGUCCACCGCCGUCUCCGUGGACGUGAAGACGAGCCUGGCCGAGCUGCUGCCGCCCCAGAACGUGAGUGUGAGGGUGCUGAACUCCGGGCUGGUGUUCGUGUACUUCUCGCCGGCCGAGGACUCGGGUCUGUGCACGGCCAACUACACGGGCUGCCUGCGGGACGUGGACCGGCCCUCUGCCCCCCCGGUGUGCCAGCCGGCUCCCAGCGACCAGUACUGGGCCACGUGGGACAACCGCACCCGACCCUGCGGCCACUACGUGCUCCGGCUCACCGCCACCGGGGCCAACACCACUGCCAGCACCGACGUGGCAUUCACUGCCGGAGUUCAAGAAGCGACUCGCCUCCGGGUGACCAACAUGACCUCCAACAGCUCCAGGGCAGCGGUGAAGCUGUCGUGGCAAGUGUCCAGCCUCAACAAGUGUGUGCAGUACCAGCUGGUGACGGUGACGGCUCAGGGCAGGAACUGGCGGUCCACCCACAAUGUCUCCAGCAGUGUCACGGAGCUGGUGCUAGAGGACCUGGACACCUGCGCGCGCUACGAGGUGGGGGUGGAGCAGGUAGCGGCCAGGUACUCCGCUACGAGCUCCCUGGACUUCCACAGUGGCAGCAAUGUGACCUCGGCCAGAGGACUGGCGGCGGUGGGGUCCGCGCCGGACUCGGUGGCCGUGUGGUUCGAGGCGCCUGCAGUGUCGCCGGCCUGCGUGGCCAACUACUCGGUGUGCUGGCGGGCCCUGGCGGGGGGCCGGCGCUGGUGCGUGGAGCGGGCUCGCUCGGGGGGCAGCACCGUGCUCAUCCACCAGCUGCGGCCCUGCACCAACUACACGGUGCUCGUGACCCCUCUGGGCCCGGACCGCCAGCCAUACAGCACCAGCUCCGUGGUCGCCGCCACCAGCUGCCCGAGCUGUGCAGCCGCCUUGUCCACUGUGAACAUCGUCACCUGGGUGAUAACAGUCUGUACGGCGAAGUAUGUUCUCGCCAGUCAACAGUAGACGCUCCUUCAUGCUUCUCGAGAACACUUAUUACCAGCUGUGUUCCUUGUUUAUCAGUACAUAAAAGCAAUUGUGUAACAUAAAACAAUAGUUGUUUCAGGAAACUUAAUUUUAGAGUGAGAUAUAUAUAAAAAUAUAUUGUAUUUAAUGUGAUGCAUUUUUAAACUUUAAGAGUUACUCGUUCCUGUUCAAUUUAGUCUUGAAAGUUAAGCCUAAUUAUUUUACUAAAGUACCACAUAUUGUAAUAAAUAUAUGUACUGGGAGUUGGGCCAAAAUAUAAAAGAAAAAUACAAUUGUAACAACUGUACAUAAUAAAUUGAUAAUAAUAAAUUUUGCAAAACAA